Betta splendens (Siamese fighting fish) is the source of this 3606-nucleotide messenger RNA. It is a transcript of the gene wdr73, whose product is annotated as WD repeat domain 73. Gene Ontology annotation, cellular component: spindle pole; cytosol. The record is from RefSeq and is a predicted model, not a curated record. The transcript is spliced from 8 exons. Gene Ontology annotation, molecular function: protein binding. Bases 1973 to 3106 code for a protein of 377 amino acids. Lineage: Eukaryota; Metazoa; Chordata; Actinopteri; Anabantiformes; Osphronemidae. Gene Ontology annotation, biological process: cytoplasmic microtubule organization.
AUGGUCUAGAAUGUAAGGUAAGAAAUGAGAUGAAAUGAAGAAAUGAAAUGAGCAUUCCCAACCAGUCUGCUGUGUUUCUUAUGAUGACUUGAUGUCAUCAUAAGAGAUGAGUGAGAGGGCUCAAGCAGAUUAAUGCGUGUUUCUCGUCUUUAGACUGAGCUAGUAGACCUGAGCUAGACCCAACAAAGGCUAAUCAGCUUCCUAUUAAAGCAGGGUUCAGUGUGUUCCCCUAAACAGAAAGCUGUGUCCUUUUCAAGCCUUUUCUCUGUUUCGCCUCAGCAUAAACAUCAACUUGGUGACAAAGGUGAAAUGCAGUCUCCCUGCCUCUUCCAUUUGCUCAUAUUAAAGCUUGUGACCACAGAUUGAUGGUAACCUAAGAGCUUUUUCUUCAUCAUCAGCCUCUCACUCCUUCUGUGUGCCUCAAAACCUAAAGAUAGUUACACACCUUCCCUGAAAGCUGAAGAGAGCACCCCAGUGUUUUCCAGCCUCAGACCUAUUCAGUCCUGACUCUCAUACCUCUCACUUCCUGAUAUGUACCUUUAUACCCAGCUGGAAACCGCCUGUGUGCUGCGCGUCACAGUCAGGUUCCAGCAGGACCCCAUUGUCUGCGCAAGAGCAAUAUUCACGAUAAUUGAGUGCUCCCCACAGACAGGACUUUGCACUGGUUAGUUUUGUGUUGUUUUUUUAUGUAAUGUAUCAUCUACCUGACAGUUGAGUUUUUCUUUGGUCUGGUGAUGUAUAUCAUUCAGUUUUGCAGCUUCAGCUUCUGCCCUGAUGGUCACAGUCUGGCAGAAAUGACCACUUUGACGAAUAACAGUUGUGUAAUUACUGUGUUUGGUGAGUGGGAGGGAGCUGAGACAGCAACAACCGUAUAAUUGGUGCUUGGUUUGAAGGUUUAUCUCUUCUACAGAACGAUGCCUCUGCUCUCAGGUCCAAGUUCUGGUUCUGUCUAGCUGCUUUGAAGUGACAGCUCUGAUGUGUGCCAAGUCUUUGCAUAAGUUUCAGUGAUCAGGCCAGUGUUUAGGCCGUAGCAGCACCAAAAGGGCUGGUCUGUAACCCAGACCACAGCACAUCUGAUCCAGGAUUCACUGAGUUUCCAUCUCUAAAGUACAAAAAUGUUAGAGCCGCAGUUUCAUAUUAAAACAUUGGCAGAUUGUUCCGAUGUUGUUAGUGUCUCUUCCUGCAGAUCUGAGCCACAUCAGCUGAUCCAAACUUUCAAACAGUCUGAACGUUUACCCUAGAUGCGACACAGAUUCCUUUGACUAUAAGAAUAUAUAGAGAGACAGCAGCAGAGCAAUAGAAAUGUGACUCAGCCUUUCUCCUGUCAGGCAGAGCGACAGGUCUGCGGAGGAGGAGGAGGACAGCGUUGCGCGUUGUGGCCAGGAUGUGCUGCCAGCAUCCACCUGUCCGGAGAGGAGUGUGCAGAAGCUGCUGACCCCCAACAGCUCUUUGAUUCAGUUUCAGCUUGCUUUUCAGUCUGUAAAAUCAUCAAUCAAUGCAGCUAUUUACUGAAACGACCUAUCACUGGGUUGUAUCACAAAUGUUUCCAAAUUCCAGCAUCAUUUGGUUUGAGAAGAAGCUGUGCUUCACUGCAGUUAACCUGACAGUACAUAUUACUCAAUACAGUGUACUGCAAUUACUGCAUAUAUUAAUGUCAGUGUAGUUGAUCAGUACUGACUGAAUACCAUUUGUAUUGUAUUGUAGUGGCUAUGUUUAGAGAAGUGUAGUAAUGCCCUGGUUAGGGCUAGUGAAACACGUGUUCUCCAAUGUACAUAUGGAAUAUUCCAGCUUUCUCAAUACGAUACAGAACUGUACUGUACGAAACUGUGGAAGCUUGUUUCAAAUAAUCAGUAGUUGCGAGUAAACGCCAGUCCAGCAGGUGGUGCAAAGGGCUUCGCUCUUUAGGUGAUUCGACACCAAAAAAACAACGAAUAAGAAACUGCGGGCGUAACGCAACAACGGUUGUGUUGUGAUGGAGGAAACGGAGUUUGCUGAUGUUUUAGAUGAAUGGUUCAUUGAGACCCUGAAAACAUACAAAGAUCUCUACGUGUAUCAGCUGGAAAAUCCUACGCAGGUCAUUGAGUGGACGUCAGAGAAAAACAUCUGCGUUGCAGGAAACAGUUUGUCUAAAAGUGAAAUUCUGGAGCUUCAUUUGCCGCAGAGACUCUUUGCUCAAGAAAUUAAGGGUCUUUGUACAGAGCGAGAUUUUAAAGUUGUCCGUGGUGGAUUCACCGAUGGUCCUGUCUGCUGCCUCGUACAUGUCCCAGGAACAAGAUGUGCUGUGACAAACGAUGGGCUAACCUCCGAUCUGCAGGUCUGGGACCUCGGUAGCGAUGACAGAGUGACAGAUGUGAUCAGGAGAACAGGAGGCAUCAGAGGAAGCAGAAAUGUUGCGGGAAGCGGCAGCAGAAUCGCAGCUCAACCCUCAUCACAGCCACAAGUUCUUCAUGGAGCGUGGAGCAGCGACGUCCAGCUGAGCAAUGUGACAUCGGGACAGACUCUGUAUAAACUAGCAGGGCCCACAUCAGCAGACCCACUGACUUCCUUACAGUUUGUAAGCAACUGUGUUUUCCUCGCCAGCUGCUGUAAUGGAAACAUUUACAUCGCAGACACUCGAACCUCUGCUGCUCCACAGCUUUCACCACCACUGCAGUCAUCUCCCUGCGAUUCUGUCCUCUGGUGGGCAGACGCCUCUUCAGGACUAGAACCGUGUUGCUGCAGGGUCAUCAGACUGUCCUCGUCUGGUCACGCCACCGUUUCUGACCUGAGGAACCAAAAAGAAGCCGUGAGUCAAGCCCAGCUCAAUAUUAAGACACGAUGCUGCUGCCUGAACCAUGUCCGGGUGUCAUGGGCUCCAGCGCUGGACAACUGUGUUGCAGUGUCAGGUUUCGAUGGAGCAGUCCAGAUCUACAACACGUCAUGCUGGGGGACAGCGCUGCUGGAAGCUCAGCCACUGUUUCAACAUUGCGGCCACGCCAUAGCAUUGCGGUCCAAUGACGUCCCUGUCUGCAUCACCUCCCAUGUCUGGCAUCCCGAGCGGCCACGGACGCUGCUGUCUGCAGCCUCCGAUGGUUCUGUCCACGUGUGGGACUGGGUCGACAGUUAAACGCCACAGAUAUCAAGCUCCAGUUCACCUGAGGACAGAACGAUGAGAUGCUCAUGUUAGAAGAUGGCUUCAGUGAAUCCGCAGCUGAUAAAUUGACCUUACAUUAUCGUCUAAAGAGAAAAUCACACUUUCUUGGUGACAGCAGAGUUAAAUAUCAUAAUAUGCUGAGGAUAUAAACAGGUUCAUAGCUCAGCUGUAACGCAGAUAAUGAAAUAUAGAGUUUUACUAUUCUACAAAUUUGUUAUGUAAAGGUAAUUAGUAUUUCUGUCAUGCCAUUCCGUUUAUGUUUCCAUGUCAUGGAAGAAUUAAUAAAUCGGUUUAAUAAGUUCAGUGCCGGCGAACUUUCACCAACAGAAGCCUUAACAGCAUCUUUCUUACCUUAGUUUCUGUUCAUUCUCUGCUUCAAUGUCACGUUUGACUCAGUUUUCACAACCUCUUCAAAAUGUGAAGAAAAGUUAGAUUAAGUCCAAAAGAAAAUCUAAUAAAGCUGAUUUACCCUA